This is a messenger RNA of Cherax quadricarinatus, 4491 nucleotides long. Its product is annotated as cyclin-D-binding Myb-like transcription factor 1. Gene Ontology annotation, biological process: regulation of transcription by RNA polymerase II. Lineage: Eukaryota; Metazoa; Arthropoda; Malacostraca; Decapoda; Parastacidae. Gene Ontology annotation, cellular component: nucleus. Gene Ontology annotation, molecular function: RNA polymerase II cis-regulatory region sequence-specific DNA binding; DNA-binding transcription factor activity, RNA polymerase II-specific. The record is from RefSeq and is a predicted model, not a curated record.
CCCCGGACAAUAACAAUAAUAUCAACAAAUUCUCAACUGGUGAUCCCAGCUGACCUGCCCCUGAGUGCCCCCGUGCCCCUGGCACCCGUUCCCCGCCCCCUGGGGCACCGGGGCACUUAAAAGAGGGCCAUAUAGUGCCCCAGGGAGGUGAAAUGGCGGCCAGGCUGGCAGUAACAAUAUGGAAGUCAUUGAAAGCAUCAGCAGCGGAGAUGAGGGCAGCACCGAUGUCAAAAGAAUCCGUUUGAUAGUGACCCCUGAUGCAGAAGCAUGUACCAAGGGGAUCAAAGAUGUGAGUUCAAGCGAGGGGACAGCCAGUGUGUUCCUGUACAGCUCCGAUGGUCGUCUGGUUCCUGCAGAAAUUGUUAUGGAGAGCAUGAGUGAGAACAUCAUAACUCUGCCAUUAAGGACCAGCAUCAUUAAGACUAGUAAAGCAGCCAGUGCAGCAGUGAAUAUUGGCAGUCCUGUCAGAGUGCUGGAGUGUGGUGAAGGUAGUCCAGGGAAACAGAAGAGCUCACCUGUCAUCACUGUCCGUCAGGCGAGAGCUCCACCGCCUUCCCAAACUGACACAAAUCUGUAUAAGGUUUUGCCCUCGGCCUUGCCGACUAAACCUAGGCAGAGCAUUUGUACUUCUGACUCGAACAUGUUAUCAGACAUUCAGCCUAAGUUACAGACAAAAUCUGACAGUGUGAGUACCAAGAUUCUCAUUACACCAAAUGUGCAGCCCAAGUCACAGCAAACAUUGAGCUCCUCUCACAAGACAAUAUUGUCUACUGAAAUGCAGGAAGAAUGUUUAACACUGCUCACUGAUAACACAGAUAAGACUUCUCAGAGCAGUAGCAACGGUCAGACUUCUCAGACAGUUAUGAUGCGAGUCAAUAGUCUUGGAGAGCUGGAAUUGGACCCAAUGUUUCUCAAUGCAGAAACUCUCAGUGAAUCAGAGACAGAAGAGAUACGGCUCACAGCGUCCUCAGACUUAACUGCUCAAGACCGACUUACAGGCAGCAUCCUGAGCAGUGUGAACAAGACUGAAGAUUUAAAUGUUGAGGAAAUUCAAGUGGACUUGCAGACUCCCACUGCAGCCCAGGUGGAGGCUGGAAGUGGAAAUGUGAACCAAAGUUGGUUUACAUCUCGGGAAGAUAAAGAAAUGCUACGAUGGCGUGGCCAUGCCUGGCGCCAGGGUAUGUGGUCGAAGGAAGAAACUGAACUCUUACAACGUAAUAUUGAGCAGUACUGUGCCCAGAGAGGCGUUUCUGAUCCAGGAUCUGUUAUAUUCAAGAUGUCUAAGGAGGAGCGAAGUGGCUUUUAUCGAGUAGUUGCUCGAGGCUUGAACAGACCUCUCUUCUCGGUCUACAGACGAAUUAUCAGAAUAUACGACAAUCACAACCACAUCGGAAAGUAUUCCUCAGAAGAAGUCAACAAACUUCGAGAAUUACGAAUGAAACAUGGCAGAAACUGGCAGGCCAUUGCGGCACAUCUUGGCAGAUCAGCUGCUUCGGUAAAGGAUCGUUGCCGCCUGUUGAAUGAGAACUGCAACAGAGGUGCUUGGUCAGCAGAUGAAGAGGAACGGUUGGCAGCAGCAGUAUAUGACAUGGCUCAGGUGCUGCCGGGAGAGCAGGUGACAAAAGGAAUCUCCUGGGGUGAAGUGUCUAAUAGAGUGAGAACACGAUCUGAGAAGCAGUGUCGUACCAAAUGGCUCAACUACCUUAACUGGAAGCGGACCUCUGGGGUAGAAUGGAGCAAGGCAGAUGAUAUACAACUCAUAUGCAGGCUUAGUGUGUGUGGUGUGGCAGAAGAGUCGCAAGUAGACUGGUCAUCACUGGCGAGGAUCUGGCCAGCUUGCCGUUCCCCACACUGGCUUCGCGGCAAGUGGUGGAAUCUAAAGAGAAGACUCCCUCAGUCUUCUCAAAAUACAAAUCUCAGUGAGAUGUGUCAGCAGCUGUAUAACCUGCAGUCUCUGAGCCUCCUACAGUCUACCUUGGUGGAACUUCCAGCAACUUUCCUCAACUCUGUUAAUAAUUCAGCACUACUGAGUGCUUCUGCUCCUCCCACACCAGAAAACAAGUCUCCAGCAGAGUCCAGUCAAGACAGUGUCUCUCUUGGCACUAUCAAAUUAUGUAUUCCAGCUGCAAAUUUUUCACAUAUUAUUAAUUCAGAUGAGAGUGAAGAAGACUUUGGCUCAAGAUUAAGUGGGUUGAUGCAGAGUGCAUUGCUGACCCAGAGUGUAGAUGUGAGGGUGUGUGAGGCUAGCAGUGUAGCAUCACAAGCACACUGCUUUACCUCACCUGCUCUCACCACACAACUUCCACACCUCUCACCUCACCUGUCCUCCACAUUGUCAGACGGUGCAAAGACCCAGUCCAUAGUUGUGGAAACUUUGGAGGAUCCACUCUCAAUGCACCUAGCAGGGGUGACCAGGGCAGAUGUGAGCCGCACUACACUCCUUGACCAAGGAGAUCUGGGUGGAGGUAUGAAGGAGGAAGACAUCCUGAGUGAUGGUGAGGUCAGCCACUCUCAGACAGGACUAGCCACCAGCCUUGACCCAUCCUCGCCUGCUGUAACCUCUCAGGUCAUCCUCAAUGAUCCCAUUCUGUCAGUGUCUGGGGAGCCACUGGGACGAGAGGAGGGUCUGCAGCCCGACCACGAUGACUCAGACAUCACCUGCCAGGGCCUUUCUCAAGAUUAGCUAAAUAAUACUUUUUAUUUAAAAUAUACUAAAAAAUCCAUUAUUGGACUGAAACCUACCUAUUUUAUAAUUUGCCUGUUGUAUGAUGUUUACACACACACUCUCCAUGCAGAAGUGGAGAAGAAUCCUUCCUCUGUAAGCCAUGUGUGUUGUAAGAGGCGACUAAAAUGCUGGGAACAAGGGGCCAGUAACCCCCUUCUGUAUAAAUCAGGUCACAUUGCCUUAAUGGGAAACAGCCUGUGUUUUAAAAUAUAGUAGACCAUCGGUAGUUACGUUCCUGAAAAUGCCGUUUUAGUUAAAACCGUGUUAGACAAACUGAAGAACUUAUGGGAAAAAUAGGGUUACGUUCCUUGGAGCCCCCAAAAAACCAAACAACUAUUUUUUAGACCAACAGAUUUUACAAAAAUAAAAGUGAAUAUGUAAUUGUAGUUCAUUUUCAUAAUAUAUUACUGCUUAAGACUACAAAUGUCAUAGAAAUAAUAGUAUUUCUUACCUUAAACUAUGGGUAAUGGUGUUUGUGGAUGAUUGUGAAGAGAGUGGAUAUGCAUGGUGCGGCCCUACUGGCUGAAGUGGAUGGCUGUUGGUUGUCGGCAGAAGUGGAUAGUAGAGGUUCUGAUACUAAAGUCGAUGGUUGUAUUGGAGUGUGCAUAAAUUCUGUAAUGGAUCUCUGGGCUCUUUUACCCUGCAGUACAUUAUACAGCUGACGGCUAGGCAUCAUCAGCUGGUCUAGACCCCAUUUCAAAGCACUGCUUCUAGAGUUGUCAGGGUCCUCUUCAGUGAAAAAAGUCUGCUAGUUUAGCAGCAACGUGGAAUUGCUUACGUAACUGCUGCAACGUUAACUGUUUUUCUUCAGGUUCUUCUUCAUCUUCUGUUAAGUGGCUCCCUUGUAUCUGCAUCAAGCUCUGCCAACAUUUCUUCUGGACUCCCCAGUCCAGUGGUUGUAUUAGAGAUGUUGUAUUUGGAGGUAAAAAUACAACUUUUACAUGUGGGGUCACAUCCAGCAAAGCUUGUGAAUGAGUACCAAAAUUAUCAAGAAUGAAGAGAGCCUUGAAUGCAAGGUUCUUGCUGUGCAGGUAAAACUUGACUUCAGGAAUAAAGUGAUUCUUAAACCAAUCAGUAAAUAUUUCCUUUGUCAUCUAUGCUGACUGGUUUGACGUCCAAAUUACUGGUAAGGUGUUUUUAUCUACACCUUUCAAAGCACAAGGAUUCUUAGAAUGGUAAAUAAUCAUGGGCUUACACUUGACAUCACCUGAUGCAUUACUGCAAAGGAGCAAGGUGAAGCAAUCCUUUGCUGUCUCGAAGCCCGGUGCACUUUUCUCUUGCUGACUGAUAUAAGUUUGUGUUGGCAUUUUCUUCCAAAAAACACUUGUCUCAUCAGCAUUAAACACUUGAUGUGACUCAUAGCCACCCUCAGCAAUAAUUUCCUGCAAUUCAGCAGGGAAAUUACUUGCUGCUGUAUGAUCAGCUGAAGCACUUUCACCAGAAAACUUAAUAUUAUGUAUCUUAUUAUGCAGCUUAAAGUUGUGGAACCAGCCUGUGCUAAACACACUCUUUUUCAGGCCUUCCUUCCUAAUCACACACUGUUUUAAACAACUGUAAGGCCUUUUCCCUAUUUAAGAUGAAAUUAAGUGGUGCAGAGUGUAUCCUGCGGGCGAACCGUGCUCCAAAUUUUUUCCCCUCCCGCAAACUGAACUGUCUUAAGUUAAUUUUACAAAGUGUUAUACAAGAAUAUGCCACAAUUCUUCAAUAGUGCUAUAACCAAAACAUGCCAGACAAAACCGUGUUAAACAACUGUCUACUGUACUACA